Molecule: messenger RNA, 679 nt
Organism: Sceloporus undulatus (fence lizard)
Lineage: Eukaryota; Metazoa; Chordata; Lepidosauria; Squamata; Phrynosomatidae
Gene: GNG5
Product: G protein subunit gamma 5
Exons: 3
Coding region: 215-415 (66 amino acids)
Biological process (GO): G protein-coupled receptor signaling pathway
Cellular component (GO): heterotrimeric G-protein complex
Molecular function (GO): G-protein beta-subunit binding
Source: RefSeq, a predicted model, not a curated record
CAGCCAGUGAGCUGUGGGCGAGUCUUGGGGCUCUCUUCCUUCCUUCCUUCUUCCCAGUCUCUGUGGGCGGGAAGAGUUUGCGAAGGGCCGGAAACAACUUGGGCAGAAACUUGACGAAGAGGAGGCGGAGGAGAGGAGCCGUUGUCUGUCUUGCCGAGGGCCCCCAGCCAAAGGCGACCCAGGCUCCAUAUAUCGCGCGAGGCAGCAAGGAGCCAUGUCCUCCAACGUGGCAGCCAUGAAGAAAGUGGUGCAGCAGCUGCGCCUCGAGGCCAGCGUCAGCCGCGUGAAGGUUUCACAAGCUGCAGCUGAUUUAAAGCAGUUUUGUCUACAGAAUGCGCAUCACGAUCCUUUAUUAACAGGAGUAUCGUCAAGUACAAAUCCAUUUAGACCACAGAAAGUCUGUUCGUUUCUCUGACUUGGUGAAAUACAUGGGAUCUUUUCUUGAUUUUCUAACUUUCCCUAACUGUUGAUACAUACGACGGAUGUGAAAGCAAAGCGGCUUGGAACCUGUACAGAAACUUUGCAUUAUUGUGCCAACUUAGACCUAGUAUAAUACUGCUACUGUUGUCAGAUUUCUUACAAUCUACCUCUCUAAACAAACUGUAUGCUAACUGCAAUAAUUUCUGUAUCAUGAGGGAAUCAAUUUUAUAUUCAAGCAAUAAAGAGUUGCCUUAAUUAC